CACUCCUCCGAGCUCCUUCACUUGGAGAGGUCAACAGUCACCGAGCAACAAUGAGAGUUCUGAUUUUGUCGUGUUUGCUUGCGGCGGCGGUUUCCGCCGGAUACGCUCCUCAGGGAUUCGGAGGGCCGCAGCAUGGAUAUGGUGGGCAGCAGGCUGUCGGGUACAGCGGACCACAGCACUUCCCGGUGAUCCAGAACGGCGUUCCCGUGGAGACGGAAGAGGUGCAGCACGCCAAGGCCAACCAUUACGCCGCUUUAGCGCAGGAGCAAUCCCAUCCCGCUUACCAGCACGGACCACAAUUCCAGGAGAAUUACGAGCAAGGACCUGCUGCAGGACACGGUGCUCCUAGUUAUUCCGCUGGACCUGCUCACAGCUUCUCCAACGGACAACACUUUGCUCCAGCUCCACAAAGUUAUGCUCCAGCUCCACAAAGUUACGCUCCGGCUCCACAAAGCUACUCCCCGGCUCCACAAAGCUACGCUCCAGUCCAGAGCUUCGGCCCAUCUCACGGUGGAUUCGCUCCUCAAGGUAAAGUAGCUGUAGCCCCUGCGUACGAGACGACCCACGUGAUUCCUUCCAUCGGGCAGGACGGUAAACCCUUGGACACUCCCGAAGUGCAAGCCGCCAAAGCCCAUCACUUCGCCGCCGUCAGCGAAGCCCUGGCGAGGGCUCCCAAAGUACAGCCAGGACCACAAGGUCAUCAAGGUCCUGCCCAUUACCGUUACCGUCGUGGCAUCUACUCGCACAUUCCUCUGGCCUACGCGGGACCUCAUCACAUCCCAGUUCUGAGCCACAAAGGUGUCCCAGUUGACACAGUGGAGGUACAACACGCCAGGGCUCAGCACUUCGCCGCCCACGCCGAAGCCAACCACGGCUCCGGUUACGCCAUCCACCAGAACCACGCUCCCGUUUACGGUUACAAGGAUUCUUACGGUUACGUCCCGACCAUCGCCCACGACGGUACACCCUUGGACACACCGGAAGUCGAGCACGCCAAAGCCGCCCAUUUCGCCGCCCAUCACGAGGCUUUAGCCCGCAACUCGAAACACCUGCAACCAUCAUACAACCACUACUACCAUUAAUUAUUGGUUUUUUUCCACAUUAUUUUCGUGUGUGUAUGUGAUCGUGAAUCUCUCAUUCAUAGACUGUCCAAUCCCGGAGUUUUCGAGUUCUUCGAAUAGCCGGGCGUCCAUCCCAA
Nicrophorus vespilloides is the source of this 1198-nucleotide messenger RNA. Its product is annotated as pupal cuticle protein-like. The transcript is spliced from 2 exons. NCBI's taxonomy places the organism in Eukaryota, Metazoa, Arthropoda, Insecta, Coleoptera, Silphidae. The record is from RefSeq and is a predicted model, not a curated record. The coding region runs from base 51 to 1082 and encodes 343 amino acids.